Molecule: messenger RNA, 2050 nt
Organism: Doryrhamphus excisus (bluestripe pipefish)
Lineage: Eukaryota; Metazoa; Chordata; Actinopteri; Syngnathiformes; Syngnathidae
Product: transmembrane protein 125
Source: RefSeq, a predicted model, not a curated record
UGUGCAGCCAUUCUUCACCAAAGCGUGAUCCAAAGCUGUAAUUGUGACUUUGUGCUUUUUUUUCAUGCUGUUCCUGUGUGAUGAGGAGAGAGAAGGCGGGGUGGGGGCGUUUAUGCCGAAGCAGAUAAGGGAACGGGUCAUCAGCCACAAUGUUCUCUGUGAAGAUGAAGGCUCUUACCACAAUGUCACUGUGACCACCGCGUUCUUCUUACUCUGAGCCUGAACUCAUCAAUCAUCUAUUUGAAGUCUGCUUACCAGAUGGAACAUUUUAUCAAAAUUGUUGGAGAAAUUCGAUUCCUUAUUGUUGAUUCAUCUAGAUAAUUUACUCUGAGGUCCAAGCCAGCGUUGGAGGACAUGAUGCAGAUGGAUGGACGGCCUGUGUCUUUGUGAGUGCGUUGGAUUUUGUUUAUAAUUCCUUCAACAAUCCAAAAACUGCUGUUGUAGUUCUUCCGGAUGGUCGGACAUCAACACGAUGCCGGAAUUGCAGCUUUUAUAUCCGCCUCGUGACAACCUUCAACCUCCAAGCCUUUACCUGGAUCUGCUCCAGAGGCGUACCAUGGAAGACCAGGUGGACCUGUGGUGGUUCAAAGACCCACGGCACUCCCUCAUGUGUUACUGUGCUUCAGUCGCCCUCAUAUUAGGUCUGGGCCUGGGUGGCGUCUGCCUCCUCUCCACUAUCACCACCAGUAUCUCCAACGAGUGGCGCCUGGGGGUGGGCACCACGUUAUGUCUUCUCUCAUUGGCUGUUCUGCUCAAACAGCUUCUUAGCUCCGCUAUACAGGAUAUGAACUGCGUGCACAGUCGGCGACAAAUCGAGCAGCUGAAGAGCGGCGGACAGGCCGACCCGGCACUGAUUUUGGUUGUGGGUGUGGCGGUGAUACUGUGUGGGACGGUUCUUCUCUGUGUGACCACAAUCAGUAACAAAGGUGAGGACAGUGUGGAAAUGCUGGUUUCAGGUCUGGUGCUGAUGGCCGCUGGACUCGGUAUGGCUCUGGCUGUGGUGGGGUAUGGUGUGCUGGUCUACUUUAAGAGAAGAAGGGAGCAAACCAGGAGGAUGAGAGCUAUUCGUGCGAGGAGACUAGGAGGUGGGUCUAUGCGUGUCUUCUGCGUUUCGGGAGGACAGUUGAACCAGGCGAGGAGAGAGACCGUCUCCAGCAGAACCAGCAUGAUCUAACCCUUGAAGGUGGCACGCUGUUCCAGAAAAUGAUUUGUUCACACUUGGAGCUAAUUUUCCAUUUGGCAAACAAUUGAUUGUUCCAGGAAUCAUAUUGUUACAAUUUUCUUGUAAUUCUUUGAUCUGUUUAACUUCAAAUAACUUUCAAAUACUACCUUAGUAUAUUGCUAGUCAAUCCAAUACAAGCACUGAAGUUGUGUUCAAACUUUGUGUUCAAAGUUUUAAAAAAAAAACUUAAACUGUAUUAUGGAAAGCAGGAAGUGAACAAAUGUAACAAUUACUGAUUGUAAAAGUACCAGAUACCACUUAUAUGCUAGGACUACGUUAAAAAGCCAUAGCAUUUCAGUAUGUGGAAUCAAACUAUGGAAUGGAUUGAGUAAGACCCUCAAACAAUGCACAACGAUGAGCCAAUUCAAGAAACAAUACAAGCAGUUGAUGUUUCCUAAAUACAAGGAUGAAGAGUCUUGAACCAGUCAUGAUGUGCUAUACAUAUCACUAUAUUGACACUUACUAUGGUACCCAUUAUGUCAUUGGAUGGUCAUAUCACCUCGUACUUCAGUAUGAGGUACAUUAUUUAAAAAAAAAAAUUAUGGAAAGCAGGAAGUGAACAAAUGAAACAGUUACUGAUUGUAAAAGUACCAGAUGGAAGGGAUUUAAUAAGCUUUGCUUCUUCCUACUCCUUUUGGACAUGUGGAACUGUGAACUGAUUAUGUGAUGCAUUCAAUUGUAAUCUGAUGCAUGUUCAAAUGAAAUAAAACCAUUAACAUUACCAUUACAUUACCAAAAAAUGUUUAUUUUAAUAAUAUUUUGUUCAUGUUUUGCAUGUACUGUACACUCAUGUAUAAGCAAUGUCUUUCAAUUGUAAUUGUUCAUAUC